UGUUUUUGUUCUUUCUGUGAACGUUCUUCCCUGUUUCCGAUGUCUUCCACAUUCGUGGAAGUUUUAAAUGUGGUUGCGACAAAAAGUUGGGAAGUUGAUUCCGAUUUUAUAGUAAGUAGUCGAGUCGUUGUGUACCCGAAACUUCUCGGCCACAUUAAUUGUGAACGUUCUUCCCUGUAUCCGAUGUCUUCCACGCCCCCGGAAAAUUAUUUGAUUUUUCAAUAA
Funneliformis mosseae is the source of this 225-nucleotide messenger RNA. The record is from the annotation of a GenBank genome assembly. Lineage: Eukaryota; Fungi; Glomeromycota; Glomeromycetes; Glomerales; Glomeraceae.